AAAAAAGAAAAAAAGGUGGGGUUGAGUUUGAUUGAAAAAAAUGAGAGGCAACUCGAAGAGGAGAAUUGGUGUGGGAGGAGCGAAGACAGAUAGAAAUGGUGGCAAUCUCACUCUACCGAGGAAACCUUCACAGAGUGCCCGACGUUACUCGCCGAUGGCUAAUGCCAACCAAUGGUAUUUCCCUUAAAGAUUUCCGUUCUCUCCUCUCCCGCCGUUCUGCCGCCUUAUCUCGCCUCCGCUCUGCCGCCGGAACUUCCUCCAACCCUAACCCCAUUCUUCACAAAGUGAAGCUGGAGAAAGAAGAAGAACCCACCAACGCCAUUGGCUGUCCCGCUCGGCCUCAAGAGGAGCAGCCACCGAAGGUGAUCAAUCCUGAAGAGGAGGAGGAAGAGGAGAAGCCUGCUCUGAAUGGGAAGGGCAAAGAAGGAAAAGGGUCGGAUGGUGAUGACUGUGUUGCGAAAUCGGUGGGUGUGUCUGGAUCUUCGCCUGGUUCUAACCCUAUCGUGCCGGGGAAUGCUUCUGAUCCCGCGGAUGGCCAUGGCAAUUCCCAGGGUGAAAAGGCCGUGGCGGUUUCGCAAAACCCUAAUUUGGAGGCAAACAAAAAUGUGGAUGCAGUAAAUGAUCAGGAGAAAAGGAAAAGGGAGAUUGAAGAGAAGUUGCAAAUUUUGAAUGCAAAGAAGCAUAAUUUAGUACAAGUGCUGAAGCAGAUCUUGAAUGCAGAAGAGGAAUUGAAGAGACGGAAUAACAUGCAAGGAAUGACAAUUCGCCCAUCUGGUCCACUUCAUAUUGAUACUACAAAUGACUCUGGAUCAUUGACUCGUCAAGUUACUCCCAGGUUGGGUUCAGAUGCAAACCUUGGUGGUGAGAUGGAAGGUGGUGAACCUGAUGAUAUUUCAAACCAUAAUAUGCAUUCUCGCCAUUUGCUUCGAAUGAGCAGUACAUCACCGUCUUCAGAUUCUCCUCUUAGAAGGCCUUACAUUCAACAUAAUGCAGUUCCACAUCCAUCACGGGCAACUGGUAGUCCAUCGCGCUUUGCACCCAUAGUACACCAAAGUCAUCCUGCAAAUCUGCCUACUGUAUCUGUAUCAGGGACAAAUUACAUUGCCUCCUCUCCUUCCCCUGCAGCAUCUGGUGGUACUUCAGUUUUUCGAGAUGCUCGGCUGCCAAGUCCAUGGAAUUAGAAACUAUUCUGCAUGCAGUCUGGAGGUUUCAUGCAAGCAUUAUCUUUGGUACCUUUGAUUUAGCAUGGAAUCUUUGUUGAACACUGUUGCUACCUUUUCGUAGUUUUUUAUGUAGUGGGACAAGAAAACCUCUUUCUAGUGUCAAGUUCUUGGCUCAUUAGGUCUUAAAAGAAUUGAAACUGGAUGUAAUCUGCUAAUUGUUUUUUUGUUUUUAUUUUAUUUAUUAAAUUCAAUUCUGAAUAGAAGCAGCUCAAAGGUAAACUAGUUCAUGAAUCAUCAGUUCCAAUGUUGUAAAAAUCCCCAAAUUUAAAGAUUCUUACAAAUUUUAAGCUGUAAAUAUUGUCCAAAGAAAUAAUGUCUUGAGUGGGUUGUAGAUCUUCUAUUCUCUAGAAUUUUAUGAAUUUUGAUCACUGUAAAUGCUACUUUUUAAUGAUAUCAUUCUUUGCUCCCUAACUUCUUCUGCUUCAAGCUUUGUCUGAAAGGUACUUGAUGAGACCGUUUCAUAGAUUACAUUGUGUCAUACUUUGUUUUCUUAGAAGUUUCUGAACCAUGUUCCUUUACUAAAAACAUGAAGCAAUUUACAAGUAAUUCUUCUAAAGUGCAGGUAUUCACCAAUAAUUUGAGGGGGAAUUAAGGUUGGUUCCUUUAUGAUACUGUUGAAAGUAACUCUCAUGCAUUAUAUAUUGUUUAAAGCAAUGUUCCUUGUCUCUUUAGAUUGUUUAAAGUAACGUAAAGUAACCUUUGGUUGUGAUAGAAUGGCAUGUGAAGGUGGUAAAUCUGACACCACAUGUGUUCUGAUUUAAAUAUGAGUAGAAGAUGAUUAUUGGUCUUGUUUUUGCUGUUGCGUAUGCUUUUGGUUGUAUUUGCUUCUCAGUUUUGUUUAAUGUUCUCUCUGCAACUUCAUGAUGGUUGUUACUGGUAAGGCUUCUAUUCCAAAUUGGUAUUGAAGGACACAAAGUGGUAAAAUAUAUGCAAGACCAAGGGAGCUAUAUUCUUCUCUAUGAAACAUAUAGUUAUGGUCAUUUGAUCCUGCCUUUUCGGCGUGUCAGUGGUGUGCAUUGACCCCAUUCCUAUGCAUGUUAGCUCUGUCCUUUAUUUAUUUAUAUAUAUAAUUGGAUGGAUCAAUUUCUGGUAUCAGUAUCUUCAACUUUGGAUCUUAACGUCAAGCUUUUAAAUCCGGAUUAUUUCGUCAUGAUUAUUGGAUUGUUGAUUGAUUGAAGGCCCCAAUUGUCUUGCCUACAAUAGAAACUAACCAUGAAUUCCCCCAACCCAAAAGGAGUACCUCCCAGGCAUACAUAAUUUUGAUGACUUCCUUUUUCUCUGGGCUUCCACAGUCGAUCUCCUUAGCUAUGAUGAGGGAAUCCUGCAAAAUUUCAAUGUACUUGUGCACUUGGGGCACACUGCCCCAUAAAUAAAAGCCCCAACUAAGCAAAUUUCAAACUUUUUCUAGCUUCAAGUGCAAAUUUCAAACUUUUUCUCUGUGCUUGAGCCAUGUACCCCGUAAGUGUUUUAAUUCAUAAAUCAGGUUACACGUGAAUGCGAUUGGAGACGGGGCAGGGCUCCUGUGCUGCAAAUUUGUAUUUGGUCUGGAUGUAUUAAAAAUGAAUAAAUAAAAUCCCAAUUCUUGUUGGAGAAAAGGUAAGUAGAUAACAGUCAACUGACCGCAAAACAGACCUCUCCUCUUCCGUCGCUGCAGCAGCAUAUGGUAGACCGUAGACCAAACAAAGAAAGCCGUGACUCAUCACAUAAGUCCAAAUCCAUUGAACCCCACCACCCCCUAACCAAACACCUCCCAGGCAGCCAGGCUUCCACCAUUUCCCCUCAUUUAUCCACAAAAUCCCACGCCACCCCACCCACAGGUGCAUCUUAGAAGCUUCAGAUCCCAAGACAUCCAUGGAUCCCACACGCAAAAAGCACCCCAAAUCCUCCUCCACCCCCUCCUCCACCUCUGCUCUCUCAGAUCCCUCUGCCCACAAAAUCUCAAACCAUUUCUCCCGGCACAGACUCCACACUUCCCUUAAACCCAACAAUCCGCCGCCUCGUGUGGACACCCGUUUGCAGGCUAAGGCCAUGACAGUUUCCCUCAUAGGUGCUGACUCCUCCAAUGCUUUUAUCAUCAAGCCAAACCGCAAGCACGCAGCGCCUGCAGCAAAAAUGGAUGCACCACCCCCAGCUGAAAGCAAGGAGAGGCUGAAGAAGUCUCCAGUGAAGAAAGAAAAGGAGAAGAAAGAAUCUCAGGACAGGCGCGAUAUCAAGAAACUGUCCUCUAAAGAAGUCAAUGAUAUCAACAAAGUAUUGAAAGUAGCCAAAGAAAAAGAAUCUCAACAGGGACAUGGACAUGAUAUCAUGAGGCGGCCUUCUUUUUCUCUUGGCAGGAGAAGAUCUUUCUGCUGCUCACAAGUUGAGUUAGCUGGUUUCUUGGCCAGCACUGGGGUGAAAGUUGUGUCUGUUGACAUGCCACCCUUUAUGCAGAUCCAUGCUGUGGAUUGUGCAAGGAAUGCUUAUGACAGCUUGGAGAAGUUCACUUCCAAGACCCUUGCCAUGACUCUAAAGAAGGAAUUUGAUGGGGUAUAUGGACCAGCAUGGCAUUGUAUUGUUGGGACAAGCUUUGGGUCCUUUGUAACACAUUCAGUUGGAGGGUUUAUGUAUUUCGCAAUGGAUCACAAGUUGUAUAUCCUCUUGUUUAAGACCGCUGUACAGAGAGCAGAUUGAGGUGGACAACUUGGAAGCUGGAUCUCACAGCUUUCUGGUAUAGAAAAAUUUUGAAAACCAAGAGCCAAGCAAGCACUAGUGCUGUCUCCUCUGCAGCUUGUACAUGGUUUUUCUCAGGAAUGCAUAGAAGACUUCUCUCUUUCCAUUGUUCUCUUGUCAUCAAAAGAAACCUUUUUGAGUUGUAUACUUUCAGGGUUUAGAUAUAUAUAAUAUAAUAACCCAUUUACUACCA
Molecule: messenger RNA, 4125 nt
Organism: Vitis vinifera (wine grape)
Lineage: Eukaryota; Viridiplantae; Streptophyta; Magnoliopsida; Vitales; Vitaceae
Exons: 5
Coding region: 96-1181 (361 amino acids)
Cellular component (GO): chloroplast
Source: RefSeq, a predicted model, not a curated record